Molecule: messenger RNA, 2571 nt
Organism: Colletotrichum orchidophilum
Lineage: Eukaryota; Fungi; Ascomycota; Sordariomycetes; Glomerellales; Glomerellaceae
Exons: 4
Coding region: 1-2571 (856 amino acids)
Source: RefSeq, a predicted model, not a curated record
AUGGCACCGACGGAGAGGCCUCUGGCUUCGAAAGGAGGAGGAACAGAUUCUUCUCGGCAUUUCUUGGCACGUAACGAGGCUACUCGUUUUACUCGCCGCCAACUACUAGACGGUCAGUACGAGCUCCAGAGGCGACCUGUCGGAGCACCUCCCCGAAGACGCAUCAAAUCGAGCCGUGCUGCUGGCCGUUCCAAGGCAUCUUCGCAGACUACGUCGACCUGCUCUGAUGUUCACUCAACCUCGCAACACUGCCAAUCUGUCUGCUUCAAUCCUCCUGGAGGAGGAAUUGCCACAUCUCCCGUCUAUCAAAGCUCUUCGGCAGCCUUCACUCAGAGCCGUUUCCAGCUCAGCCCUGAAUCUCGUUCGAAUUCCCAAGUGCAAGGGACACCUCUUGCACAGUCUACAGUAUUUGGGAAUGAUUUUGAGACGGAGACCUCGGAUAGCAACAUCACCGAGGCGUCCAAGAUUGCCGUUCACCUUGACGACAACACCGAUGGCUACUAUUGUUUUGGCUGUGGCAUUCGCCGCUCCGAUGAGCAACAUAUGAUCCGCAAGUUCCGUGAUGGCGACCCGGCUUGGCGCAACUUCUGCAAGCCUUGCCACGAGAAGCAUCUCACUAGUGGUGGGGGUGAGGCAUUGAAGGCAUACGGAAACUUUUGCUUCGGCUGUGGAUUUGCUCGUUCCUCUCAUUUCAACAAGGAGAAUCCCAUCAAAUUACGUCAAAAGCCGAUCAAGAACUUCUGCGCCCAUUGCAUGAAACGGUUCUCCCAGAAGGCAGUCAUUCCAACAGAGACCUUGCUUGGUAGUUCUUCCGAUGAAAGUGGUAAUGAAUCGGAUGGGCCCAAGUGGGACGAGGACCGUCAUGAUAGUCGAACUUCAGACGACACCGGUCGAUUCAAAAUCUCUCCUCAGCAAGUGACAACAAAACUUAAUAACGAUGCCGUCGACUACUCCAGUGGGCACUGCGACUCUGGAAACGUGUCAGAUGAGUUUUCUCCAUCGGAAUCUGUUCGAGAGCGACUGAGGAAGCGCCGUUCUGCUCGGGCAAGCGAUGCAGUAUCUUUGGAAGAGAUUCAACCCAAGUCUCAAUGCUCUGAGACAAGCCUCCACAAGCAUGACACGAGCGUUGGCUCUGCCGCCAGUAUUGGCCAUCAAGCCCCUUCGGUUGAAGAUGUUUCUGAUUCUGAAGCUCAUCCGCGAUCCGAGAACGAGAAUGCCACCGACCGUUGCAACUCGCCGGUCGCAAACCUCCCCACGUCUGUCAAGCUGGCACCUGCCACGCCCCUCAAAACGACAGCGCAGGCCACGACCAGCCAAGAUUGUCUUGACCCCGACCCAUCUCUGAACUCGGAAUUCACUUCACCUUCCAAGCGAGCAAGAUUCAGUGAGCGUGUCGAAGUCCGCAAAUCCCCGACUUACUGGCAGCGAGAGCAUUCCGAGGGUGACGAUCCCUAUGCGCAAUUUCGAUACGAGCAAUACCAAGACGAUCUUCGCGAUGGGAAGAAGGCCGUCCCUCUCAAAGAUCCACUCAGAGAUCCUGAUGGCCAGACUGCAGGACGGUUCCACGUGCCCUUUUGCAGCAUUGAUGACCAGAUUUUCAACUCUUGGAGCAACGACGGCGCCGCAGGAUGGCACGAUUUUGCCGCAAGAUUCAGAUCCAACUCCUACAAGGUAUCCAGCAACAAUCCGCUCCAUUCUAGCACUUUGUAUGCUUCCGGAGAAAACCAACCAAAUAAUUGCUCCACUAUGAAUGAUGACCAGCCUUACUUCACCGAAGACCGACCAAAUCCGAACAAUCGACAACAACAGUCGCACUAUCCUGGUGGUGUCCUCUACGGCCGGGGUAAAGAGAAUCAACCAUGUCCCUCUAGUCCUAUCGCACCAACCGGCUGGAAUCCACUCCAUCACUACUUUGAUGGCCACCGCAAUUCCGAGAAUGACCAUGCGUCUGACUGGUCCUCCCGCCGCGAUGCUCGCCGCACUGAGCGAAACAAUGGUCUAUUUGCCAAUACAGCCGGUUCCUUAUGGAAUGCACAAGAUCACUACCCCAGUUGGGAGUCUCACGUAGACUGUUCAGGUAGUCAUUUUGACUCCUCCAGCGGCUAUCCUGAAUAUCACCUACCCUUCGGAGGAUUUGGGUUCAACGCGCCAUAUGGCCCAAAUGAUCGCGGACAGUAUCCGGAAGAGGAUGGCUUUUAUCAUAGCAACCCUGACUCUGCUUCUGCUCGCCAGGAAUACCACCGUAGCCACCAGUCGCCUACACCGAAAGAGCAGCGACCCGGCUAUGAUUUCGAUACUUCCGAUACCCAUGAGAAUUUCAACAAGUCUCAGUCUCCCUCUUCCUACGGCUUCUCUCGGCAUUCAAUGGAUCGAGGCACAACGACCGGGCACGAUGCUCCAAACGAUGCUGGAAUCCCAUUUGAGUCCUCAAGCACGAGCAAUGGCGCGCUUCAAGAGCCUAGACUUCCUCCUAUUGGCAUUGUCAUGGAGAUUCCGGAUGACAUGUCAGACAGUGAUGUCCACACUCUUCUCAUUCCCGGCUGCGACGAUUAUGUUCCUAUGGCGUACUAA